Molecule: messenger RNA, 996 nt
Organism: Penicillium odoratum
Lineage: Eukaryota; Fungi; Ascomycota; Eurotiomycetes; Eurotiales; Aspergillaceae
Product: putative peroxisomal carrier protein
Exons: 4
Coding region: 1-996 (331 amino acids)
Biological process (GO): transmembrane transport
Source: RefSeq, a predicted model, not a curated record
AUGGCAGGCCAAUCGAAGCUUUCCCCGUGGGGUAGCGCUGUUGCAGGUGCAACGGGUGCGGUGUUGGCGAAUUCUAUUGUAUACCCAUUGGACCUGGUCAAGACGAAAUUGCAAGUCCAGGUCAAGGCGAAAGAUGGCGAGGAGGACGACACCGAACGCUAUGAGUCGACUCUGGAUGCGAUCACUAAGAUUGCGGGGAAGGAGGGUAUCAGCGGCCUGUACUCUGGAAUCGCAGGAGCGCUUUUAGGUGUCGCGUCCACCAACUUUGCCUAUUUCUACUGGUACAGCGUGGUCCGGACCUUGUACAUGACCUACAAGAAGUCACCGCAGGCCCCGGGGACGGCCAUCGAGCUGAGCCUCGGUGCCGUCGCGGGCGCUGUGGCCCAGAUCUUCACUAUUCCGGUAGCUGUCAUCACCACUCGGCAGCAGACACAACCAAAGAGCGAGAAGAAGGGUCUGAUUGAUACCGGUCGGGAGGUGGUGGAGAGCGAGGACGGCUGGUCUGGUCUGUGGCGAGGUCUGAAGGCUAGUUUGAUCCUAGUCGUCAACCCUGCCAUCACAUAUGGCGCAUACCAGCGAUUGAAGGAGCUGAUCUUUCCUGGCAAGAAUAACUUGAAGCCCUGGGAGGCAUUCCUUCUUGGUGCCAUGUCCAAGGCUCUUGCCACCAUUGCUACUCAGCCUCUAAUUGUUGCCAAGGUUGGCCUGCAAUCCCGUCCGCCACCCUCUCGUAAGGGCAAGCCUUUCAAGACUUUCGGAGAGGUCAUGAAGUACAUUAUCGAUAAUGAGGGCAUGCUCUCCCUAUUCAAGGGCAUUGGGCCGCAGAUCACGAAGGGCCUUUUGGUGCAAGGUUUGCUGAUGAUGACUAAGGAGAGGAUGGAACUGGCCUUCAUUGUACUUUUUGCCUACCUCAAGAACAUUAAGAAGGACAAGUUGAAGAAGGCAGCAGGUACUGUCGCAGAGAAGGCUAAGACAAGCAUGGCCGCAACUCUGAAAUAA